This is a messenger RNA of Symbiodinium necroappetens, 5067 nucleotides long. Lineage: Eukaryota; Dinophyceae; Suessiales; Symbiodiniaceae. The record is from the annotation of a GenBank genome assembly.
AUGGCAGCAUUUGGGGCCGGCGAUGCCUUCAUGGAUGAUGUUCGUGCGGCCCAGACUCAGAUUCGCAGCUUGCUUGGAGCGGAUGAUGAUGUCAGUGGCAGUGAAUGGUUCGACGGUGGCAUGAGCGAGAGAACAGCCGCGUCACACUUCUCCCAGGCCGCCAGGCUUUCGAGUGGCGUUGGCAUCAUCGGCCGCGAUGUUCAUGCCACUGUUGGAUCUCGAGUCGUCGUGGUGGAUCCAAGCUUGGAGCUCGUGGAGCCAACUGGAACGAUUGUGGAAGUGCGCUGUGAUGGUGGCCGAGUGAAAGUUCAACACGACAGUGUCGACAAAGCGGAAAGGUACUACAGCACAGGCAAAGAUGGCCACUUUCAGCUCGGCGUCCUGGGUUCAGACGACCAGAGGCCUCGCUUCUCGCUGCCGCCCCCUCCUUCCAAGGUCGAAGCGAGACCAGAGGUAUCGAGUGCCCUGCCCGCUGCAGCACAGCGGCGGCCGCGAUACUCGGAAGUCCGGAGGAGCAUGUGUGGUCCGAGACGGGUAGGGAAUUCUCAGACAGCAGACUCCAGCCGCACCGCUGAUGCUGGCGUUGAUGAACCGGCUGCGCUGUCUAGGAGCCAUAGUGUGGCAAGUGUCCAGACAUUUCAGACAGCACAGACGACAGCAGAAGCGGCGCAAGUUGCGUUCGACUCCUCGAGCCGUGCUUCCUCCCGGCCACGGUACUCGGAGCUUCGCAAGGCACGGGCGUCGGCCGUCCUUGCCGGACAGAGCGCCGAAGCCGUGGACCGAAUGGAGGCCCGGCGGAGGUGCCUCGCCGAAGGGGUGUUGCUUAUGAGGACUCCAGAGUUGAUGGGCGAGAGGUAUUCCGAGCAGCGCCGUGCCUCACGCAGCCCAGCAAGACCGGAUGUCAGACAGUGCGGAAUGGACACCGAGGAGGGACCAGCAGAGGGGACGACAGCGUGUCGUUCAAGUUGUCCUCCCUCCAAUCCGGCUGGGCCAACAGCAGAAGAGUUCUCACAGCUCUGCCGGCGUUUGGAGACUCUCGAGCGUGAUACGGCUUCGCUUGCGAGCCAACUGCAGAGCUUCCGGGAAGAAAGCCUUGCGGACCUGAAGGGGGUGCGGGAUCAAGGCCGCCAACAGGCUGAGGCUUAUGAGCGACAUUGGCGUGAUGAGACGCGAAGGCACCUCGAGGCCUGUGAGGAGCACCUUCGCCAGCGCUUCCGAGAAGAGAAUCGGCAGCAACUGGAAGCCACGGAGCACCGGAUCUUCAAGAAUGUGAUGCAGGAGUUUGAGGGCCAGCUCCGUGGGGCUGUGGCCAAGCUCUGCGCGCCACAGUCCCCGCAGUCGCAGUUCGAAGCGGAGGAGCCAGAGCAGGAGUACGAGAUGCCCGGCCCAGAGGAAACCAUCCGAGUCGAGAAGAAGGUCUUCGACAUCUCGCGGGCCGAGCUGGCUGACUCCGAGCUCAGCUUGCAGACUAUCGGCUCCAUCGCUCGACGGGUAUCCGCAUCUCUGGGAGGAGAGAGCAGAUCCGCGGCAAGUUCCAGCACACCCCAAAGAGACGCUGCCGAGAAGCGUGCUCUUCAGCAAACGCACAGGCUUCCGUCGAGCCGGAACGACCGAAGCCCGCGGACCGAACCCAGCUUCGAGCAGUUGGAGCAGGAGAUGGAGAGGCUUGCAGAUAUGAGGCGCUAUGCAUCACAAGUGCUCGGGGCGAAGUCGCAGGAGCUGACAGGCUCUCGAGUGGUGCCAGGGUCAGCUUCGCAGCCCUUCGACGCGUGGCAAGCCGCAGAGGAGAGCCUCAGCCGGGAGAUCAAGGAGGUGCCCGCGCGGCGCCGGACCAUGCCGGCCGCUGCUCCAUCUCCGACGUUUGGCCGCCCCGAAACUCCUGGGCGGACCACCAGCGCCGAGCGGUGGAAGCGCAGAUCUUCCGUUCAGCCCGAAGGGGCUCAGGCUCCCGCCUGCCCAUGGGAGGAGGAGCAGCAGCUCCCUGCCUCACGAGUUCAAUGGCCGGCUGAUUGGCAGGUGGACAGUCAAGGCAGCUGCGAGGCCCGGAUCGUUGCUCAGCAGCUGUCUGUGCUGAAAGCACAGCUUAUGUCGCGAAUGAGCCAGUUCCAGUUGCAGAACGUGAUGAACACCACCUGGGCCUUUGCUAAGCUCAGCUGUGCCGAUGCCGACCUCAUGGCACUCGACUCGGCUUGGAAGCCCGUAUGCAGCCGGCGCAACUCCAGCAUGUCUGCCAUCUAUGAGAACCUGAGGCAGCUCAUCACCGUGGUAGAUGAGCUGCGAGAUGUGGGCCUGCAGCACUACAUCAGCCUUCCUCGGAUAGCUGCAAUCGGGACUCAGAGCAGUGGAAAGAGUUCUCUCAUUGAGUCCAUCGUUGGCCUGGACUUUCUGCCGCGUGGAGGGGGGGUUGUCACACGACGCCCUCUGGAGUUGCGCCUUGUGCACUUGAACUCGCAGGAGUACGCGGAAGACAAGGCUUGGGCUGUCUUUGACAAGGUCGGAGAUAAGAAGUUCACCAACUUUGACGAGGUCAGGCAAGAGAUCGAGCGCCAGACGGAUCAAGUCGCAGGCUCGAACAAGGGGAUCGUCAAUGACCCCAUCAUCCUCACGAUCUAUGCCACAGGGGCACCGGACCUGACACUGAUUGAUUUGCCGGGGGUUACCAGAGUGCCGGUCAAGGGCAGUGACCAGAAAGAGGAUGUUGAGAAGCUGACGAAGGACAUGACGCUUCACUACAUCAACGAUCCUCGCACGAUUGUCCUGGCAGUGCUGCCAGCCAAUCAGGACAUGUCCGUUUCGGACAGUCUCCAGCUGGCCCGUCAGGUAGACCCACAGGGCCUGAGAUCUAUCGGCGUCAUCACCAAGAUCGACAUCAUGGAUCAAGGAACGGAUGCGGCAACCAUGCUAAGAGGUGAGGAUGUGCCUCUACGCCUUGGCUAUGUCGGGGUAAAGAUGCGUAGCCAGCAAGACAUUGUGAACAAGAAGCCAGUCAAGGAUUCCCUUAAAGACGAGAAAGAGUGGUUUGACAAUCACCGCAUCUACAGCAAGCUGCCGCCAGGCAUGAUCGGGACCCCCGUCUUGAUCGACAAACUGACGCAGAUUCUCUUCAAGCAUAUUCGAAGGUUUCUGCCCGAAAUCAAGAAAGAGAUCAACGAAAAGCGGAGAUCUGUCCAAGAUCGCUUGGACGAACUUGGAGAGGGAGUGCCGCUUGAAACCGCAGAGAGGGUCCAGGUGAUGUGGACUUUGGUCACAGACUAUUGUGAGAUGUUCAAGAACACCAUCAGAGGCAAGUAUGACCGCAAGCUGCAGCGAUACAUGUGCAACCUCACCGGGGGUGGUGCACAGGGAGGUUCGGGUGGCGCGAAGAUUCGCAGCAUCAUGAACGAUUUUCUGAUAGACUUCAUGGAGACAAAGAUCACGGCUGACAUGUCCGAUGACGACAUUGACAAGGCAAUUCGCCUGCAUGAGGGCGAUGCAUUGCCAGGAUUUCCAUCGCCAGACACCUUCGAGUUCUUGGCUCUGCCACACCUGCAAAAGCUCGCGAUUCCGUCCGUGGAAUGCGUGCACAACAUUUCCGCAGCACUGGAUGUACUGUCGCAGCGCAUGGCACAUGCAGUUUUUCGCCGGUUCCCCAAGAUGGCAGAGUCUGUCUUGAACCUGACACAGAACAUCAUUCAAGAGCAGAAGGAUGAGACUCGCCGGAUUGUGGAAGAGCAGAUUGCAUGCUCCAUUGGCUACCUCUUCACAAACGAUCCGAGCUACCUGACCAACCAUGGCUCCAUGGAGCCUAUGUACGAGCAACAGCAGCAGAAGCCACCGCCUCCAGUUGAGGAGGAAAAGAAAGAGCCGGGAAUGGCAGACAAAAUGAAAGACGCUACGAAGCAGGGGUAUCAAAGUGUGAGCAGCACAGUUAGCUCCAUGCUGAGGAAGACCGAGGCCCAAAGAAAGCAGCAGCGGUACAGCGGGCCUUUCGUUGCUGAGAUUCGAAAGCGGUUGGAUUCCUACUUCGAGCUUACGGUGAGAAACAUCAGAGAUUCCAUUCCAAAGGCGAUUGGCUUCUACCUCGUCAGGGCGGUGCAGGACAAGCUGCAGUUUGAGCUUCUGAAUGCCUUGAAUCACCCGGACAAGUUGUCCGAGCUCCUCGGAGAGCCUCCCCACAUAGUUGAAGAGAGGCGCACAUUGAACAACCAGCUGCAGGUCUUGAUGAAAGCAAGCUCCGUCUUGACGAGAGACCCAACUCUCGCAGCCAUCGCCUUUGAGGCAGAGGACGAGGCAGCGUCCAGCCCCACAGCCCCCUCUCCCGCUCCCCCCAAACCCAUGCCAGCUGCAGCCGCAGGCGCAGGCCCUGCAGUACCCGUCUCCACCAUGCCCUCGAUGCCCUCUGCCAAGCCGGCUGUCUCAGUUCCGGCCCCAGCCCCGAAGCCAGCAGGAGCCACGAGCCUCUUUGGUGCUGGGUCUGCGCCACCGCGAUCGUCGCUUUUUGAGGCUCGCUUCACGUCUGAGCUGCCCCGCCGCGAUCUGGCAGCUGGUGACCUCACGGUUGCAGCAUGGUGCUGUGCUAGCGCGGAGCACCUCAACGAGCACUUCCUCCAGAAGCUGGCGAAGGAUAUCCUCAUGAAGCUCCCGAACAUGGGAUACCAGGACUUGGCCAAUGUCUCCUGGGCCUUUGCGAAGCUCAGCGUUCAAAACGAUGAGUUGUUCGAGGCCGUAGCCAAGGAGGUCGUGAGGAAACUCCCAGAGUUUGAGCCGCAGAACCUGGCCAUCACAGCAUGGGCUUUUGCCACCUUGGCCCGCACAGAGGAGAGUAUGUUCCAGGCAAUUGCAGCCGAGUCUCAACGAAAGAUCGCCAGAUUCGAUCCGCAGUGCUGCGCGAACCUCCUCUACGCUUUCGGGAAGCUUGCGGUGCAGGAUGAGAAGCUCUUGGAAAUGGUGGUGAGUCGUGUCGAGAAGACUGCGGAUAGGUUCAAGAUGCUGGAACUGUGCAAUGCUGCCUGGGGGAUUUCAAAGAUGUCUUUUCCAGUGGAUAAGAUCGACAAGGGUAUGCAGGCCGGACUCAGCAUUCCGAUUUGA